Molecule: messenger RNA, 1356 nt
Organism: Trichobilharzia szidati
Lineage: Eukaryota; Metazoa; Platyhelminthes; Trematoda; Strigeidida; Schistosomatidae
Source: the annotation of a GenBank genome assembly
AGGAAGUAUGUGCGGUUUGUUUAUACACUCCGUCCUCAAGGCCACUGCGGAUUUAGAAACUUCGUGAACAGGCUGUGAUGGGAAAAGAUUAUUAUAAGAUCCUUGGGUUAAGCAAGGGAGCACCUGACGAUGAGAUAAAGAAAGCGUAUCGCAAACUUGCCCUAAAAUAUCAUCCAGAUAAAAACAAGUCUCCAAACGCUGAAGAAAAAUUUAAGGAGAUAGCAGAGGCUUAUGAUGUCUUAUCGGAUCCUAAAAAGAAAGAAAUAUAUGACAAACUUGGUGAGGAAGGCUUGAAAGCAGGACCAACGUCAAGUGAAGGUGGACAAGGUUUCACUUACUCCUAUCAUGGUGAUCCACGAGAAACAUUCAGAAUGUUCUUUGGCACAGAUGAUCCUUUUUCAGGGAUUUUCAUGUCUUCUGGUGGAAGACAUACUGCUGGUGAACCUAUGAACAUAGAUGACUUAUUUGGUGGCUCUCCGUUCGGACACUUGUUUGAAGGUGGAAAUAUACAUGCAAACGUUGGUCGAAGGCCUCAACAGGAUCUCCCUGUAUAUCACGAUUUGUCUGUUUCUCUCCAAGAUGUAUUGCAUGGAACAACCAAGAAAAUUCGCAUUACAAGAGCUCGUUUGAAUCCUGAUCGACAGACAACUCGUCAAGAGGAUAAGACAGUCGAAAUUGAAGUCAAGAAAGGUUGGAAAGCUGGUACCAAGAUUACAUUUCCUCGUGAGGGUGAUGAAAGUGUUAGGGGCAACAUCCCUGCAGACGUAGUUUUUGUCGUUAAGGAUCGGACUCAUAAACAUUUCAAACGUGAAGGCAAUGAUGUACGUUAUAUCGCCAAAAUUAGUUUAAAACAAGCACUUUGUGGUGGUACAAUUCAAAUACCGACAAUUGAUGAAGGUCAUUUUAAUAUGACAUUGAAUGGAAUUACAAAGCCCGGAACAAUCCGCCGUGUUGCGGGCCAAGGUCUUCCGUUUUCGAAAGAGCCCAGCCGUUUAGGUGACAUGAUAGUGGAGUUCCAAGUCAUCUUCCCAGAUAGUCUGUCAACCACGCAAAAAGCUCAGUUGUCCUCACUGCUACCGUAAUAAUCAUGCAAAUUAACCAAGUGAAUUAUGUUAAACAACAAUCUUGAUUUUUCCGAGGAUUUACUUUCUUGAUAUUAAAAAUGUACAUAUCGGGGUUUUCUAAAUGACGCACUGCCGUUCGUAUGUUUCUGCCAUUAGCUUUCAAAAUCUAAUAAAGGAAAUAAUAUAAUAUUUUAUCAUAAUGGUUAGAUGAUUUUUAGUGUGAAUUCUUUUCAGUAUUGUGAUAAUAUUGAUAUCAUUUUGCUAGAUGGUGUAGGUGAAAAAUUGUGACGAU